Numida meleagris (helmeted guineafowl) is the source of this 1979-nucleotide messenger RNA. It is a transcript of the gene C2H7orf25, whose product is annotated as chromosome 2 C7orf25 homolog. The record is from RefSeq and is a predicted model, not a curated record. The coding region runs from base 437 to 1702 and encodes 421 amino acids. NCBI's taxonomy places the organism in Eukaryota, Metazoa, Chordata, Aves, Galliformes, Numididae. The transcript is spliced from 3 exons.
CGCCCGGCGGCCCGGAGCAGGCGCGCUGGGCCGAGCCGCCCGCAACAGCGCCAAGGGGAAGGCCGCUGCCGCCGGGGCCGGCGCACUGCCGGCGAGCGGCGGGGAGGGAGAAGGACACCCGGAGCGGCGCGGCCGGGGUGUAAUUAGAUGAGGAUAUCAGAUGCAGCAGCUUGCGAACACUCUGCAGAACCACACAUGGUACUGUGCCUCCUGGCUGUGAAAGGGCAAGCAAGGGCUGGAGGUGGUUGGAGGUGGAUUUACCUUCAUGGAGGCACUGAAGCUUUACUGCAGAAGUGUGAGUUUCUUGCUCUGAGGAGCCCUGAAGGUGUAAUUUUGGGAUGCUAGGAGGAGAAAUGCUCUGCACUGAUACCUGAGAGCUGCUGAUACCUGAGAGCUGCUGAUACCUGAGAGCUGCCUCAGGAAUAAUGUUUCCAACAUGUCUGUGCAGUUGCUGCUUUGUGAAAGAAUUGCUAUUGCCAAAGAAUUGAUCAAGAGAGCAGAAGCCCUUUCCAAGAGCCAGAAAAGGAGAAUAGAAGGUGGGGCAAAACUAUGUGGCAAACUGAAGGCUGAGUUAAACUUCUUACACAAAGUAGAGUCAGGGAAGGUGGUCAUUAAAGAAUCCCAUCUGCAGAGUACAAACCUCACCCAUCUCCAAGCCGUUAUCCAGUCAGCAGAGAACCUGGAGGAUGUUGUCAGUGUCCUCCAUGUCUUUGCUUAUGAAGACAGGUUUGGAAACAGACAGACUCUGGUGGUAGAUGUUGUUGCAAAUGGAGGUCACACGUGGGUGAAGGCCAUUGGUCGGAAGGCUGAAGCCCUGCAUAACAUCUGGCUGGGGAGGGGCCAGUAUGGUGACAAAAGUGUCAUUGAGCAGGCAGAGGACUUCCUGCAGGCAAGCCAUCAACAGCCAGUGGACUACAGCAGUCCCCACAUAAUAUUUGCCUUCUACAACAGCGUGUCCAGUCCUAUGGCAGAGAGACUCAAGGAGAUGGGGAUAUCUGUGCGAGGAGAUGUCGUUGCAGUGAACUCACUAGUAGAACCAUCUGUGGAAAACCAGCACCUAAGUGUCAGUGAAUCGGAUGAAGAAGGCCUUGAACUGCAGGUCACCAGAGUAGUUCGGGAGAAUUUAGUGAGCAGCAUUGCUUUUCCUACGCAGAUCAAAGCAAAUGUGUGUAAUAGAGUGAACUUGGACAUCACUACAUUAAUAACCUAUGUCUCUGCACUGAGUUAUGGUGGCUGCUACUUCAUCUUCAGAGAAAAAGUGCUAACAGAGCAAGCGGCUCAAGAAAGGAGGGAGAGAGUCCUGCCUCAGCUGGAGGAGUUCAUGGAUGGGAAGGAGCUUUUUGCAUGUGAAUCUGCUGUCAGAGAUUUUCAGUCAAUCUUGGAGACGCUGGGAGGGGUUGGGGAGAAAGAGCGAGCUGCAUUGCUUGUUAAAAGAAUUAAUGUGGUCCCAGAUCAGCCAUCUGACCGUGCCUUACGACUAGUGGCUAGUUCAAAAAUCAACAGCCGUUCUCUAACCAUUUUUGGGACUGGAGACACUUUAAAAGCCAUCACCAUGACUGCAAACAGUGGUUUUGUGAGGGCAGCUGCUAACCAAGGUGUUAAGUUCAGUGUUUUUGUUCAUCAGCCGAGAGCACUGACAGAAAGCAAAGAAUCUGUUGCCACACCUUUACCAAAGAGCUGCCUUCAUUAUAAUGGACUGUAAUUUGUUAAAGGAAUUAGUCUUUGAAUAUUGCUGAUCCUUCAGUGGAAACAUCUGGAGAAACAAAAGUGUCUUAACAAUCCAUUUUCUGGUUGUUUAACAGAACAGUAACUGGAGCAAUGGGAGGGCUCCCCAGGAGACUUGCAGUGUCUUUAUUCAAUUCUUGGUUUUUGUUCAACUGUUAAUUUAUUCACUAAAGUAAUAACAUUUCAUUGAAAAUCAUUAACUGUUACAAUAUAUUAAUUGUAUCCAUCCCUAUUAAACAUUCAGUUAAAGCACA